AGGGGCGUUGCUGAGGGCGGCUAGGGGCGAGAGUGAGGCUGCGGAGCCGCCAAGAGGCGACGGCGGGAGCUAGAGAGGACGGAGGUCUAGGGUGGCCGUGCAGGGGGAGCGGCGGCCCGGGCCUCAAGCCGGGGCGUGUGUGACGGCGGAGGCGGACCAGGGCCUUGCUGCCGCCAUGACUGAGGAGUCAGAGGAGACGGUUCUGUACAUUGAGCACCGCUAUGUCUGCUCUGAGUGCAACCAGCUUUAUGGCUCUCUGGAGGAGGUGCUCAUGCACCAGAACUCCCAUGUACCCCAGCAGCACUUUGAGCUGGUAGGUGUGGCUGACCCUGGAGUCACUGUGGCUACAGAGGCAGCUUCAGGCACAGGUCUCUAUCAGACCCUAGUGCAGGAGAGCCAGUACCAGUGCCUGGAGUGUGGGCAGCUGUUGAUGUCACCCAGCCAGCUUCUGGAGCACCAAGAGCUGCACCUGAAGAUGAUGGCACCCCAGGAGGCAGUGCCAGUUGAGCCACCACCCAAAGCGCCUUCCUUGAGCUCUAGCACUAUCCACUACGAGUGUGUGGACUGCAAGGCUCUCUUCGCCAGCCAGGAGCUCUGGCUGAACCACCGGCAGACGCAUCUCCGGACCACUUCCACUAAGCCUCCCACCCCAGUUGUCCUGGGGUCCCCAGUUGUCCUAGGGCCCCCUGUGGGCCAGGCCCGCGUGGCUGUGGAGCACUCGUACCGAAAGGCAGAAGAGGGUGGGGAAGGGGCAGCUGUCCCGUCUGCAGCUGCCACUACCACUGAGGUAGUGACUGAGGUGGAGCUACUCCUCUACAAGUGCUCUGAGUGCUCCCAGCUCUUCCAGCUGCCAGGCGACUUCCUGGAGCACCAGGCCACCCACUUCCCUACUCCUGCCCCAGAGUCUGAGGAAUCUGCCUUACAGCAAGAGACCCUGACUCCAUCAUCUGCGGAGAUGGCCGUGUCUCAACCUGACCCCCUGCCUGCCUCUGACCACAGUUAUGAGCUUCGCAAUGGUGAAGCCAUUGGGCGCGAUCGCCGGGGUCGCAGGGCCCGGAGGAACAACAGUGGAGAGCCAGGUGGGGCAGCCACACAGGAGCUCUUUUGCUCAGCCUGUGACCAGCUCUUUCUCUCACCCCACCAGCUACAGCAGCACCUGCGGAGUCACCAGGAGGGAGUUUUUAAGUGCCCCCUAUGCAGUCGUGUCUUCCCCAGCCCUUCCAGUCUGGACCAGCACCUUGGAGACCACAGCAGCGAGUCCCACUUCCUGUGUGUAGACUGUGGCCUGGCCUUCGGCACAGAGGCUCUCCUCCUGGCCCACCGGCGAGCCCACACCCCAAAUCCUCUGCAUUCAUGUCCAUGUGGAAAGACCUUCGUCAACCUCACCAAGUUCCUUUAUCACCGGCGUACCCAUGGGGUGGGGGGUGUCCCUCUGCCCACAACACCUGUUCCUCCAGAGGAACCUGUCAUUGGGUUCCCUGAGCCAGCCCCAGCAGAAACUGGAGAACCAGAGGCCCCAGAGCCCCCCAUGUCUGAAGAGAGCUCAGCAGGGCCAACUGCCCCAGGCACUUACCGCUGCCUCCUGUGCAGCCGUGAGUUUGGCAAGGCAUUGCAGCUGACCCGACACCAGCGUUUUGUGCAUAGGCUAGAACGGCGCCAUAAGUGCAGCAUUUGUGGUAAGAUGUUCAAGAAAAAGUCUCAUGUGCGUAACCACCUGCGCACGCACACGGGGGAACGACCCUUCCCCUGCCCUGACUGCUCCAAGCCCUUCAACUCGCCUGCCAACCUAGCCCGCCACCGACUCACACACACAGGUGAGCGGCCCUACCGGUGUGGGGACUGUGGCAAGGCUUUCACACAAAGCUCCACACUGAGGCAGCACCGUCUGGUGCACGCCCAGCACUUCCCCUACCGCUGCCAGGAAUGCGGGGUGCGUUUUCACCGCCCUUACCGUCUGCUCAUGCACCGCUACCACCACACGGGCGAGUACCCCUACAAGUGUCGUGAGUGCCCUCGCUCCUUUUUGCUGCGCCGGCUUCUGGAGGUGCACCAGCUUGUGGCCCAUGCUGGGCGCCAGCCUCACCGCUGUACAUCCUGUGGGGCGGCCUUCCCCUCCUCACUGCGGCUCCGUGAGCACCGCUGUGCAGCUGCUGCUGCCCAGGCCCCACGGCGUUUUGAGUGUGGCACCUGUGGCAAAAAAGUGGGCUCAGCUGCUCGGCUACAGGCACAUGAGGCAGCUCAUGCAGCUGCUGGGCCUGGAGAGGUCCUGGCUAAGGAGCCCCCAGCUCCUCGGGCCCCGCGGGCCACUCGCACACCAGUCACCUCCCCAUCAGCCCUUGGAAGCACUACCACCACAGCCCCUGUGGCCCCUGCCCGACGCAGGGGCCUGGAGUGCAGCGAGUGCAAGAAGCUGUUCAGCACAGAAACAUCGCUGCAGGUACACCGGCGCAUCCACACAGGCGAGCGGCCGUACCCGUGUCCUGACUGUGGCAAGGCCUUCCGUCAGAGUACCCAUCUGAAAGAUCACAGGCGCCUGCACACAGGCGAGCGGCCCUUUGCCUGUGAAGUGUGUGGCAAGGCCUUUGCCAUCUCCAUGCGCCUGGCAGAACAUCGCCGCAUCCACACGGGCGAACGGCCCUACUCCUGCCCUGACUGUGGCAAGAGCUACCGCUCCUUCUCAAACCUUUGGAAGCACCGCAAGACCCACCAGCAGCAGCAUCAGGCAGCUGUGCGGCAACAGCUGGCAGAGGCAGAGGCUGCUGUUGGCCUGGCUGUGAUGGAGACUGCAGUAGAGGCACUGCCCCUGGUGGAGGCCAUUGAGAUCUACCCUCUGCCUGAGGCUGAGGGUGUCCAGAUCAGUGGCUGACUGCCCCAUUUCCUUCUUUCAGCACUACCAGGCCCUGUUGCUGAAGGUCCUCGUCCAACAUUCUCUUAAACCUCUGUAUGUGCUGUGUCCCUUCCUCUUCCCCUCCCCACCACCAUGUAAGUUCUGUAGCUAGAUUUAUUCUCUUCUCAGGGGGGUGCUCUGGGGUCCUUGAUAUGCACAAAGGUCUUCCUCCUCCCCACCUUCUACCUGUUAGCACUGAUGGCCCCAAAGUGAAACAGUAAUAAAGACUGAGUUGGACAUAUAUAUGCUUUUGUCAGGCCCAGCUAUGCAAGGUGGAAUUUAGGGGUCAUAAGUUCAAAUACUGGGUCUCACUUCUUGUGCCUGCAUUCCAAGCACCCAGAACAGGGCCUGGCAGACAGUUGGAGAGAAGGAUCUGAGGUCGGGGGCCUGGCUCUCAGAGCUGAGACUUUAAUCUGGUGCUAGAUGAAGGCAGCAUGGAGCUCUGCCACUAGAGGUCCCCACAGCUUUGUGGAAAAGCUUGAAGGUGCUUCUGUCAGUGGCAGGAACAUUUAGAGAAAUCUUCAGAUUCUUACCACCCCCAUCUCCCAACUUCUGGCCUGAUGUGUGCCUCAUCCCCCAAGGCCAUCUGAUUUCCUCACUGGAUCCCUGGGAGCAAGCGUAGGUUGGGCAUGAUGUCUGGGGCAGUAAAGGAGGGUAGCUCCUGGGUCCAGACCCAGUUGGAGAGUUGGAGAAGAUACUGAAUAAUAUUUGCCUUGGGUAGAAAGCCUCUUAAGGGAGAGAGACCUUAAGUGCCCCCUGGAGUUGAACUUUGGCUCAGCCAACAGAUUUUUGUUGUAGGGAGAGGAAUUGUUGGGGUGGCUGGUUUGAACAUCUAGUUUGUCUCAAGUACAUUUCUACAUCACUUUGAAUAAUAUUCACACUGAUCCUGUGUAAACAUUUUGCAGGGAAGGAAUCUGAAGUCAAAAGCAUUGAGGUGACUUGCCCAAGGUCAUUUCAAUCCAGGCAGGUCAGAGCUUGAACUUAAGCCUGGUUUCAAUUGAUUUAAUCACCCACGUGCUUUCCUCCUCACUCUGCUGCCUUCACAUACUUAGCGGAGUGUGGUGGAGAUAGGAGAUGGGGAGUGUGACUAGUGGAGAUGCUCAGUUGCUGCGUUAGCCGUUCCUUUAAGACACCCCUCCCCCCAGAUCCGUCUGUUGGAAGGAAUUCAGAAUCCCAAUAAACAAGAGGUGAAAGGGAAAUUUCUUGUGUUGAAACUCAGGGAAAGGAAGGCCUGAGACCUGCCCACUUGGCCUCCCCAUUCAUUACUUUCUACUCCCUUCAGCAGGCCUUUAACCAUCCAUGGCCACUAGGGCUCUAGGACAUUGAAUAUUACUGGUUUAACUUGUUCAGACAAGAAGAGAGCUAGGAAGCAGAUCUCUUAACUCCACUACUUUUUUUUAACUACAUUAUGCUUAUUUUAAUCAUUUCUAAGGAGAAAAAGCACUCACCCAUUUGAUGUCCUAACAGCUUCUAUGAAGAGCAAUUCUCUAUUAAGCAGUUGUUUCCCACUAAGUGUUGAUCAUUGGCACCAUCUUUCAGUAACCUCAUACCCUGCAGAAACAACUUGAGCCAUCUUAGCCCAACAUGCAGGGUCCUCACCCCCAGAUAAAGUCAUUCCUGAACCACUCCCUCUCAAGAAGAGCUGUAACAUCCUGAAAAUCAUAUCAGGUGCCUAGAACAAUAGGAGUAUCCUCCUUGCAAAACCAGAUAAAAGUCAGGGUUCAAUCAAGAAAAGGGAUGGGAAUGGAGAAAAGACCCUAAGGGUAUGGGUUGACAACAAGAUAAAGAUGCUCUCAGUAGAGAAGAAUGGCUCUAUGACCAGGAUGGUUAUUCUUCCUCCAUUGUUUUUUGUUGUUGUUGUUGGGUUUUUAUUUUGUUUUGGCAGCUGGCCGGUAGAGGGAUGAAACCAUGGACCUUGAUGUUAUCAGCAGCACUGUAACCAACUCAGCUAACCGGCCAGCCCCAUUGUUCUUUUAUUGGCACUUGUAAUAAAGGCUUUAAAAAA
Messenger RNA from Galeopterus variegatus (Sunda flying lemur), 4892 nucleotides. RefSeq names its product zinc finger protein 574 (gene ZNF574). The transcript is spliced from 2 exons. The record is from RefSeq and is a predicted model, not a curated record. Lineage: Eukaryota; Metazoa; Chordata; Mammalia; Dermoptera; Cynocephalidae. The coding region runs from base 176 to 2866 and encodes 896 amino acids. Gene Ontology annotation, molecular function: DNA-binding transcription factor activity, RNA polymerase II-specific; RNA polymerase II transcription regulatory region sequence-specific DNA binding. Gene Ontology annotation, cellular component: nucleus. Gene Ontology annotation, biological process: regulation of transcription by RNA polymerase II.